AUGCAGAAACAGACAGUAGAUAAGAGGGUCAUCCCCAAAGAUAAAGGCUGUUUUCAGUGCUCGCGACGCAGGAUAGUCUGCGACAAGGGUGAACCGGCAUGUAGGAAAUGUCUCAAGAAAGGCAUCGAGUGUUCUGGUUUGCAACGAAUACGCUUCACUGAAGGGUUCCUAGGCAGAUCCAAGGGACGUAAUACCUCUAUUGAUCCAAAUCAAUGUCGUAUUGUAGCUCAAUCAUCGGAUCAUGCUUGCGUGAAAAUUCGGUGGAAGAGUGACAAGAAGGUCAAGAAACGGGAACGAUUCGAAAGACAGAGCGAUCCAAACACGGGAACCAACGAAAGUCAAUCUCAUGCGCAGGGUGCAUUGGCUGGAAAUGAACUCUCUCCCCAAAUUGAUGCACCGGAACCGAGUGGAAGACAGGAUCUCGCAGAUAUAACAGUCCUCACUGUUCAACCAUGGAUUCCCCUACUCAGCUCAGAAGCGCGGAUGCUGUUCAGUUACUUUUCGAAUGUAGUGGCGCCGGCAAUGGUAGUCCUUGAUACACUCCCAAACGGCUAUCGUGAAUUCAUUUUGCCGAUGGCAGUCGAAGACGAUAUACUUCGUCGCGCUGUUGGUGUUGUUGCGUCACAACGCCUCAGUCACGAGCGUCCUGACCUUAGGGGUGCGGCCGAGACUGGUCGCGCUGCUCUCAUUUCCCGCUUACGCCGCGAAUCUUUGUGUGGCAGUGCUGAUCGAGUGUUCAGCAAGUUUACUUGGGCCACACUGAUUGUCUUACUUGUUGGCGAAACAGUCACUGGUAAUGCCGAUUACACCUUCUUGGCUAACAUGUUAAUUUCUCUCUCGGAGAACAGCAAAGCUAAGAAUGAGAACUCAGAGGUGGUAAAGUUCCUCCAAGCGCAGACCAACAUGUUCACAUUACUCGGAUCUCCACUGCUGGGAGAGGAUAAAGGUCUCCUCGCCAUUACGGGAUUAUUCCAGACUUGGCCGGAUUUUCUAUCAUACAAGGAACUUCCUAUCGCAUCUAACGACCGACAGGUCAUGGAAAACGUACGACAGAGUUUUGCAUGCGCUUGUUCAAUAUAUAUCCACCGGGUUACUUCCAAAGACCCGGGCCUCGAUGCGAUUUCCCUAGAAGCCGACGACGUUGCUCAGUACGACCGAAUUCAAAUGCUGGUACAACACCUCUCGCAGAUUCCACCAGAGGCGCCUGGUGCCCACGCUUUUGUGUGGGUAUGUUUUGUUGCCGCAGCAGAGUCAAAUGAUCUCCUUCAACGGGACUUCUUCGUGGACUACAUGUGUAACAUUUACGCCAGGACGGGCUUCGAGAACAUACCAGGCGCCAUCCAAAUACUGCACCGAAUCUGGGAAGGAAAGUUGAACAGACGUUGGACGCAGUGUCUCCCAGACUUGUCUAAAGUGCUCAUAAUGUAA
This is a messenger RNA of Aaosphaeria arxii CBS 175.79, 1428 nucleotides long. RefSeq lists its product as uncharacterized. Gene Ontology annotation, cellular component: nucleus. Lineage: Eukaryota; Fungi; Ascomycota; Dothideomycetes; Pleosporales. The coding region runs from base 1 to 1428 and encodes 475 amino acids. The record is from RefSeq and is a predicted model, not a curated record. Gene Ontology annotation, molecular function: DNA-binding transcription factor activity, RNA polymerase II-specific; transcription cis-regulatory region binding; zinc ion binding. Gene Ontology annotation, biological process: positive regulation of transcription by RNA polymerase II. The transcript has 3 exons.